Volvox carteri f. nagariensis is the source of this 393-nucleotide messenger RNA. RefSeq lists its product as uncharacterized. Bases 1 to 393 code for a protein of 130 amino acids. The record is from RefSeq and is a predicted model, not a curated record. NCBI's taxonomy places the organism in Eukaryota, Viridiplantae, Chlorophyta, Chlorophyceae, Chlamydomonadales, Volvocaceae. The transcript is spliced from 4 exons.
AUGCUCCCAAGCUCAUGGGACAACGAUGCCUCUGCAUCGUAUGCCUGGACGACCACUAUCGCCCUCGAGACGUUAGCCUGCCUGCCUGCCCCCUACUGGUUUGACCACAAUAAGCCAGAAAGCCGAUUUACGCCGUGCUCAGUGCCAGAUGCGGCUCCACCACUGCCCGCUCGUGCGGCACAAGCGUUGUCAAUCGUCGGGAAGACAUUGGUUAUCGUGUCCAUGCAGCACAAACUGGCCAAAGGCACUUCAUGGCGUUGUUCGACAAGUAAAAAUAUACAUAACCAUUAUGCGAGAACAGGACACACGGCAGUGGCCGCUUCAUCACCAACCAAAAGCCAAAAGCGCAUCAAGCAGUCGCCGCACACCCUUUCCCACCGUACCAAACGAUAA